AUGGUAUCAUUUGAUCUUCAUGAUUUAAGUGCUAUUGUAGGCAAGCGUCUAGUUUACACGUAUGAAAAUGGUUUUAUUUGUGAAAUUUAUAUAAGAAACGAAAGUGAGAUGGAUUAUCGAGUUCAUAAAGGUCUUGUUGGUGGUUUAUGGGAAAUCGGUCAAAACAUAUACAUGGUUCGUGUUGGAGCAGACGUUUACAAGUUGUCCUGGUUGGAACCAAAGGGUACCGAUGUAAGUAUUAUUGUUAAUUUAGAACAGAAGUUUGUUCACGGUACCAUUUGGUACCCACGAUGGGUUGUAAAUAAUCCAGAAAAAGUUAUUUGUCUGCAAAGAGACUUUAUCCCACAGAUGGAAGCUCUACGUGAUGCUGGACCAGCUUAUCCUACUAAACUGAUUGAUGAAUUUGCAACUUUAACGUUUAUGAGCGAUUGCGGGAAAAAUAAUGAUGAAGUGAUUAAUUGUCCUCCUGGAGAAUUACCAUCUAAUUUCCCAAAUAAUCUCAGCGAAAAGAAUUUACUUUAA
Kazachstania africana CBS 2517 is the source of this 522-nucleotide messenger RNA. RefSeq names its product phenolic acid decarboxylase. The record is from RefSeq and is a predicted model, not a curated record. The transcript has a single exon. Lineage: Eukaryota; Fungi; Ascomycota; Saccharomycetes; Saccharomycetales; Saccharomycetaceae. Gene Ontology annotation, molecular function: carboxy-lyase activity. The coding region runs from base 1 to 522 and encodes 173 amino acids.